Messenger RNA from Anopheles aquasalis, 1396 nucleotides. Its product is annotated as PEST proteolytic signal-containing nuclear protein-like. Gene Ontology annotation, biological process: protein ubiquitination; proteasome-mediated ubiquitin-dependent protein catabolic process. The record is from RefSeq and is a predicted model, not a curated record. Lineage: Eukaryota; Metazoa; Arthropoda; Insecta; Diptera; Culicidae. Gene Ontology annotation, cellular component: nucleus.
AAUAAAUACACCUCCUUGGGUCCUGAUAAAACCCUUGAAAAAGGUAUUCUGUAAAAGUGCCCCAGCAAAAGGCGCCAGCUUUCCUAGUUUACGAGCCCCGUUCGGUGCGACAGAUGCAGAGAAGAGCGGAAUUGUAGCGAAAAGCGAAUUAAACCUACGAGGCGGCUGCGGCCGAGGCCAUCCCGCUGUCGUCCAGAGCGCACAAGAAAUCAAAACAACCGCACACAAAACACCACAGAGCACCAUGAGUCGCUGGGACCGUCGUGAUGACGAUGGUGGACACUAUCAGCAGCAGGGACAGCGAUACGAGCACAGCAGCCGGCGCGCUCCAGUAAAUCGUUCUCGGUCACGAUCACGCUCCUUGUCACCGGCUGACGACAGACGAGGCAGGGGUGGUGGAGGGAGAGGAGAAGGAGCAGCGAGGAGCGCGGGUUCACCAUCGGCACAGGAACACAAGCACCCCAACUCACGGUUCGAUGGGCACCGGCACCAGCACCAGCACCAGCAGCAUGAGGAAGAGCAGCGACGAAGGCAGGAAGCGCUCGAGAGUCGCGGACGCGGCAGCUCGAACGGUACCGGCACCGGUCCCGGCGCGUUGGUUAAUCGUUCCGAGGACCACAAACACCCUCUCUCGUUUCAAGGCACGUCGGGUGGAAAACGAACAGCACCAUCGGCCCCCAAGCCGGGUGGUGGCCGCGUCGGUGGCCCACCCAAGCCACCGGUCGGGGGCAUUCAGAUGAAGCUGGCCGCACCGGCCAGCAAAGAGCCACCGAAGCUGAUGCGACCCAUCGCGAACGCCUUUCGGCAGGCGGACGACAGCGAUGAGAGCGAACCGGAAGAGAUGCCGGCCGAGUGUCGGAUGCGGAUGCGUAACAUUGGCCGCGAAACGCCCACCUCCUCCGGGCCUAACUCGUUCGGCAAAACCAAACAUGGGUUCUGUGAUUCCAAGAAAAUGUUCGAAAAGAAGCUCGGCAGCAGCCUCAGUGGUGGUUCCCGUUAGCCCCAAGACGCACGACGACGGGUACUGCUUCGUGUUUUUUUUGCGUUUUCCAUUCUGCCUAUUUAUAUGCCGCAUUCCCACGCCGGCCAACGGUCACUGGCCAAGCGACCAUCUAGCAACGGCAAUGAAACAGAUGAGACGGUUGCAUCGUUAGUGAGAAUGUGGUUCAGUGUGCGACAACGCCGGCAGCUCCAACGUAACGUUUGACCAAUGCGGAGGGGCUGGGAGGUGUGGCAGAGAGAUUAAAAGAUUCGCGCCAGCAUGUCCGUACCCGUUGGCGUUGUAAGCCGACCGUAAAAUGACUGUUUUCUUCUGCAUUAUUCGCGUUACUGAUCUAGAACUGAUUCUUUUAUUACCUGUAAUUAGCAAUUGAAAAUAAAGUUCACUCUUGACUCU